This is a messenger RNA of Sitophilus oryzae (rice weevil), 2868 nucleotides long. RefSeq lists its product as uncharacterized. The record is from RefSeq and is a predicted model, not a curated record. Lineage: Eukaryota; Metazoa; Arthropoda; Insecta; Coleoptera; Curculionidae. The transcript has 2 exons. Bases 1 to 2868 code for a protein of 955 amino acids.
AUGAAGGGCUUGAGGCUCUUUCCAUUCCCGAGGCCAGAAAUACAACUUUCCAGAGCUUGCCGUAAAGUCGAUGCAAAAUAUCCCGGAUCAAAGAAGGCAGCUUUUAAAAAAAAUCGACUACAUCCAGACACAACUAAAAAGAUCCGUCAAGAAGUUGCUGAAGAACUAGGAUUGAACACCACUCAGGCUUCUGAACCUAUAAUAGAUACAAGGGAUCAAGAACACGAAGAUAGACAAAACGCAGAAGACCAAGUAACGGAAAUUGAGCGGGAACCAACUAUUGUAGAGACCGAGGAAACCAGAACAUUCCAGAUACUUCAAAAAAAUAUCCUUCUAUAUAGUGGUAUGAAUCCAAGAAUGAGACCUACUAUACCCAGACUAAAAACUUCAAAUCAAACAAAGAACAUAAUAAGUACCGUAAACAACGUGUUAGCGCAUAUCAUUAAUGACUGUAAUGAUAUUAUUACUCUGCACGACUACAUCUAUUCGGCAGCGGUCACAAUAACAGAAAUGCAUAACCAAACCACCACAACAGCUCACAGUACCAGAUCCAAAUCAAGGCAACCGGCAUGGCAAACUAGACUGGAGAAAAAAAUUAAGUGGAUAAGAAAAGAUAUAGGCAUUCUUACACAAUAUACAACGUCGACCAAGCAUACCUCAAGAAUAACGAGGAAGGUGAACAUCAUAAUAGAUAAAUAUAAAAAUGACUAUAACAAGACAACAGCGGAAAUAUUAGACUACACCAAGCAGAGACUACAAAUAUAUGCCAACAGAAUGCGCAGAUAUAAAGAAGCAUACCAAAGAAGAAUUGAUAAUAAACUUUUCCAAAACAAUCAAAAAGCAUUUUAUAGAAAGAUCCAAAAUCCAUACGAUCAAACGCAUAACAAUAAUACACCCACAGCAAAGGAAACUCGUGAUUUUUGGUGUAAGAUAUGGGAAGAACCUGUCAGACAUAAAGAAAAUACAGAAUGGAUAAGACGUGAAACAGAGCGAAUGAGCAACGUUCAAAAGAUGCCUGCACAAAAUAUUAGCAAAGAAGAUGUAAGACGAUGCUUAACAGGAACACACACAGAAUGGAUAAGACGUGAAACAGAGCGAAUGAGCAACGUUCAAAAGAUGCCUGCACAAAAUAUUAGCAAAGAAGAUGUAAGACGAUGCUUAACAGGAACACACAACUGGAAAAUGGCGGAACCAGACAAGCUCCAAAACUACUGGUAUAAAAAACUAACAUGCAUUCAUGAAAAGAUAGCAGCAAUACUUAACGACUUUCUUAAACAGCCGAACACCAUACCAAAAUUCCUCACAGAAGGCAACACCUAUCUCUUACCUAAAACCAUGACAUCUUCUAGCGAUCAAUCAAAAUAUAGGCCUAUAACCUGUUUGCCUACACUCUAUAAGUUACUAACAGGUAUUUUAUGUAAUAAAAUAUAUGAACAUAUUGAUACCAAUAAUCUGAUGACUCAAGAACAGAAAGGAUGUAGGAGGAAGGCUCAGGGAUGUAAAGACCAACUAAUAAUCGACGCAGUAAUCAUGGAACAUGCGAAAAAGAAUAAAAGAGACCUGCAUACAGCAUUCAUAGACUACCAAAAAGCGUUCGACAGCGUGCCCCACUCCUGGCUGAUAGAGAGUCUUAGGCUGUACAAAAUCGAUACACAAAUUGUUACACUACUGGAAAGCCUUAUGAAUUCAUGGAAAACGAACCUGAUAUUGAAUAACCAGACCACAGACAUUUCGAUUCAUAUUAAACGGGGAAUAUUCCAGGGUGAUGCACUAAGUUCCCUCUGGUUCUGCAUUGCAUUAAAUCCAUUAAGCAGCAUGUUAACCCACACGGACAGUGGAUUUAAGAUAUCUGAAGAAAAUGUGAGUCACCUUAUGUAUAUGGAUGAUAUCAAACUGAUAUCCAACACACAAAAUGGUCUAAAUAAACUUAUAAGAACAACUGAAGAAUUUUCCAAUGAUAUAAGAAUGAACUUUGGCCUAGAAAAAUGUAAAACAAACCAUAUGAAAAGAGGAAAAUGGUGUCAGUCAGAUGACUUCAUCCUUCUAGAAGAAUCAGGAGGAGGAACUGUGAGAUCUAUGGAUAAACAUGAAACAUACAAAUAUCUAGGGUUUAUACAGUCACAGGGAAUUAAUGGCAGUGAAAUGAAAAAUCAAAUAAAGAACACAUUCAAGACCCGAUUAAAUGCUGUCAUGAAGACCCAGCUCUGCGGAAGCAAUAAAGUCCAAGCUACAAAUACAUUUGUAAUGCCAACGAUAACAUAUAGCUUUGGAAUCAUUAAAUGGACCCCUACAGAACUGGACGAACUAAACAGGUCUGUUAGAACAACGUAUACAAAAUAUCGAUCCCAUCAUCCAAAAGCAUGUAAAGAACGUUUCCAUCUUCCAAGAGAUAUAGGGGGGCGAGGCGUCAUGGAUCUGCGACUACAAUAUAAAAAACAAAUUAAAAACCAACGAACGUACUUCCACAUGAUAGCAUCAACAUCAAGCCUCUAUGAUACCAUAAGCAAAACAGAUAAAAAGUUGACGCCUCUGAAUCUUAGUGAUAAAGAAAUGAAUAUAGAUGCUGGUUACACAAUAGCCCUGCAAAAAAGCAAGUGGCAAGGAAAAGAGCUACAUGGCCGAUACCUCAACACACUUGAUCUGGACAGCAUUCAUAAGCCAGCUUCAGUAGCAUGGCUAACACACGGAACGAUUUUCCCAGAGACAGAGGGAUUUAUGUGCGCAAUUGAAGACGAAGUAAUAGCCACAAGAUCAUACCUAAAAUAUAUAAUAAAGGACCCCACAAUUAAAACAACUGUAUGCCGAAUGUGCGGAGAAGGAAACGAGAAUAUAGAACACAUUAUUAGUAGUUGUACAACGCUAGCUUGA